Messenger RNA from Arabidopsis arenosa, 1326 nucleotides. The record is from the annotation of a GenBank genome assembly. Lineage: Eukaryota; Viridiplantae; Streptophyta; Magnoliopsida; Brassicales; Brassicaceae.
GUAAGGUAGGCGAUUUUUUGGCGAUUAGGGUUUUGUGGUUGCUUGAUCGUAAAGGCUCCUCGCCGGCGGCGUCACGACUACUCGAGAGAGGAUGUCGAAGGUGAGGGUGGAUCCGCCGGAUCUACCAAACCUAAAGGAAGCGGGUUCAUGGGUCUCAGUGGUUCAAAACAAGCAGGUUCUAAAAAAGUACGAUGUCAACAUUUCAACUUCAGAUGGUCAAAAUUCGGUGGAGAUUCCAGAUGAGAUUCUCCAAAACUCUACGCCGCUCUGGGAAGAUUUUCUGGUGGGUAAGUUUCUGGAAACGGCCCCUCACGUUGCAAAGGUUCACGUUAUUGUCAACAAAAUUUGGAAAUUGGGUACAGAUCAGAAGAUUGAUGUUUAUGAGGUCAAUCCUACUACUCUAAGAUUUCGAGUUCGUAAUCCUUUGGUUCGAGCCCGGAUUCUGAGGAGGGGUAUGUGGAAUAUAGCUGAAGUCCCGAUGGUGGUGUCAAAAUGGUCCCCGACAACUGAGAAGGAACAGCCGGAGGAAAAAUCAAUUCCUUUAUGGGUUUAUUUGAAGAACGUCCCGAUGAAUAUGUUUUCAUGGGAAGGUUUGAGUUUUAUCACGAGUGCAGUGGGCCACCCUCUGCAUUUGCAUCCUGAAACGGCUGCUUGCUCAAGUUUCGAUGUCGCGAAGAUUUUCGUAAAUGUUGAUCUGUCUAAACCGUUGCCGAAAAGGAUUCGUUUUGGAAAAGAAGGUUUCGAGUUCUGGGUAGAUUUCCUCUAUCCAUGGCUGCCUCCAAGGUGUUCUAUAUGUGAGAAAUGGGGACAUUUAGACUCUCGAUGUGUGGUUGUGGAGAAGGAAGAGACAGUUUUGAUAAGUGAUACGAUGAUUGUUAGUCCGAAAGAGAAAACUGUAGAAGAUGCAGAGGAGUGGUCACAAGUUUCACCGUCGAAAGCAAGUAGAAGUCCAUUUGGCAAGGCGAAUCUACAAGAUAGAUCACAACCAAUCACCACAACAUCUCAAUUUGCAGUCCUUAGUGUAGAUGAAGAAGAGGGAGAGAUAGUAGAAAAAGAUGAUAAUGUUGAGGGAAAGACUGAAGCUGGUAAAGCAGUGGUCCAAACCAAAACAGGGGAUACAAAAGGAGAAGCAGAGACAAAGGUGGGUGGUAGAGCUCCUCUUUCUCGUAAUGCAAAGAAGAAGAUGAACGGCACUUCGGAGACUUCAGCUCAUGGAACCAAGGACACGAUCCUAGGUACAUCGAGUAAAAAGUCCUCCCGAAGAAACCUAUAAAUGAAGAGCUUCUCAUGGAAUGUGCGCGGAUUUAACAAACAUAUUAAACAUUC